CCGGCCAUGUCCCUCGGCCGCCGCCGCCGCCGCUCGAACGCGGCGCUCCCGCGGCCCAGCGCGCAGUGAGCGCGGGGCCCUCUCGCCGCUCGCCCGCCCCGGGGCCCCCUUGUUCUCAGCGCCGCCGCCGCCGCCGCCAUGUUGGGUUUAGAGCCGCAGCGGAGCCGCCGCCGCCGCCGCCGGUGAGGGAGGCCGAGAGCGGAGCCCGCCCCGCCCCGGGGCCCAGGGAGCGGGGCAGCCUCGGAGCCCGGCCUCUCCCCGCCAGCCGCCUUCCCGGCCCUCCCGCCGUGCAAGCCAGCGAGCGAGCGCCGGGCCGCGGCCGCGCCUUCCGCUCCCGGCCCGAGCGAGCCCGCCGCCCGUUCGUUCCCCCGCCGCCGCCGGGCCCGGCCAGAGCCUGCAGCGGAGCCCACGAGAGUCAGCGCCAUGGCGGAGCAGACCUACUCGUGGGCCUAUUCCCUGGUGGAUUCCAGUCAAGUGUCUACAUUUCUGAUUUCCAUUCUACUUAUAGUCUAUGGUAGUUUCAGGUCCCUUAAUAUGGACUUUGAAAAUCAAGAUAAAGAGAAAGACAGUAGCAGUUCUUCUGGGUCUUUCAAUGGCAACAGCACCAAUAAUAGUAUCCAAACUAUUGACUCUACCCAGGCCCUCUUCCUUCCAAUUGGAGCAUCUGUCUCUCUCCUAGUAAUGUUCUUCUUCUUUGACUCAGUUCAAGUAGUUUUUACAAUAUGUACAGCAGUUCUUGCAACAAUAGCUUUUGCUUUCCUCCUCCUCCCGAUGUGCCAGUAUUUAACAAGACCCUGUUCACCUCAGAAUAAGAUUUCCUUUGGUUGCUGUGGGCGUUUCACUGCUGCUGAAUUACUAUCAUUCUCUCUGUCUGUCAUGCUCGUCCUUAUUUGGGUUCUCACUGGCCAUUGGCUUCUCAUGGAUGCCCUGGCCAUGGGUCUCUGUGUCGCCAUGAUCGCCUUUGUCCGCCUGCCCAGCCUCAAGGUGUCCUGCCUGCUUCUCUCAGGGCUUCUAAUCUACGAUGUCUUUUGGGUGUUUUUCUCUGCCUACAUCUUCAAUAGCAAUGUCAUGGUGAAGGUGGCCACGCAACCGGCUGACAAUCCCCUUGACGUUCUAUCCCGGAAGCUCCACCUGGGGCCCAAUGUUGGGCGCGAUGUUCCUCGCCUGUCCCUGCCUGGAAAACUGGUCUUCCCAAGCUCCACUGGCAGUCAUUUCUCUAUGUUGGGCAUUGGGGACAUCGUGAUGCCUGGACUCCUGUUGUGCUUUGUCCUUCGUUACGACAACUACAAAAAACAAGCCAAUGGUGACUCCUGCGGUGCCUCGGGACCUGCCAAUAUCUCUGGACGCAUGCAGAAGGUCUCCUACUUUCACUGCACCCUCAUUGGAUACUUUGUAGGUCUGCUCACUGCAACCGUGGCGUCCCGCAUUCACCGAGCGGCCCAGCCCGCCCUUCUCUAUUUGGUGCCAUUCACCUUAUUGCCGCUCCUCACGAUGGCCUAUUUAAAGGGUGACCUUCGGCGAAUGUGGUCUGAGCCAUUCCACUCCAAGUCCAGCAGCUCCCGAUUCCUGGAAGUAUGAUGGAUCCCAGAGAGUGACCAGAAUGACCAUCUGAGUCCUUUUCUGUCAGCGCGUGGUUUUGUUUCCUCUUAGAGCUGGCCUGGUACUUGGAGAUGUACCUGUAUAGGGAACUGAUGUGUGACUGGAUUUUGCGUUUGCAGGGAGCUUGUUUGCAGGAGCGAGGUGCUGGAGCCCUGCUUGGUUCUUUCUCUUCCUGCCGUUGUAGAGGCGGAUCCCCUCCUGAAGUGACAGGCCCUCCCCAGCGCUCCUUCCUCCCCCGUUUUUAUGAACCUGCACCAGACUGUUACCUGUGGGGGAUGGAGAUAGGACUGUUUAAAACUGACCACGGCGAGGAGUCGUUCUAUACCUUUUGAACACUAAAAGGAUGAAAAAUAUUAGCAAACCGAAGUUUCUUCAGUGAACCCUCAAGAACUUUGGGACCAGUUUCCUAUGGGGGACUCCGUUUCAGAGAACUGAGACAGAAGAGCUUCUGUCGUUAUAUUCUUUCCUUUUUCUGGAUUUAUUAAAUAUUUUCUGUGGUG
Messenger RNA from Neomonachus schauinslandi (Hawaiian monk seal), 2099 nucleotides. RefSeq names its product signal peptide peptidase like 3 (gene SPPL3). The transcript has 11 exons. The coding region runs from base 424 to 1578 and encodes 384 amino acids. Gene Ontology annotation, biological process: membrane protein proteolysis. Lineage: Eukaryota; Metazoa; Chordata; Mammalia; Carnivora; Phocidae. Gene Ontology annotation, molecular function: aspartic endopeptidase activity, intramembrane cleaving. Gene Ontology annotation, cellular component: Golgi-associated vesicle membrane; cytoplasmic side of endoplasmic reticulum membrane; lumenal side of endoplasmic reticulum membrane. The record is from RefSeq and is a predicted model, not a curated record.